Episyrphus balteatus (marmalade hoverfly) is the source of this 1463-nucleotide messenger RNA. RefSeq lists its product as uncharacterized. The record is from RefSeq and is a predicted model, not a curated record. NCBI's taxonomy places the organism in Eukaryota, Metazoa, Arthropoda, Insecta, Diptera, Syrphidae. The coding region runs from base 129 to 1463 and encodes 444 amino acids. The transcript has a single exon.
CUCAAAGUGCAAGGCAAUCUCAGGAUUCAAGUAAUAAUUCAAGUAGUGAAGUGUCAUGUCUUAAAGUCCCUCCGUGUGACACCGAGAUUUUUUAUGGUACAUACCAAACAUGGCCCUCGUUCAGGGACAUGUUUACUGCAGUGUACGCAAACCACCCUAAAUUAUGUGCUGUGCAAAAACUAUAUCAUCUUCGAUCUAAGACGCGAGGUGAAGCAAGCAACAUCGUUUGCAAAUUCCCACUCACCGCUGGAAGUUUUGAUCUCGCUUGGGAAGCCCUUAAGGAUCGUUUCGAAAACAGGCGUAUUCUAGUGAAUACUCAACUUAAAACGUUAUUUAACAUGCCAUACAUUGCCCAAGAAUCAAGUGUAGGAAUUAAAAACAUUCAAAGAGAUAUUAAUGAUUGUCUAUCCGCUCUUAAAGUUAAUAAAAUAGAUACAUCCAAUUGGGAUUCUAUUCUCGUUUAUCUUUGCUCGAGUCGUUUACCUGACGUAACACUUUCAUUGUGGGAACAGUCCAUCGAAAACCCGCGGAAGAUCCCUACAUGGUCCGAGUUGGACACUUUUUUAACCAACCGUUUUCAAGUUUUAGAAACAGUUUCUGAUAUUCGCCUAAAACCCAAACCAAAAGCAACUUUUACUAAAACUCAUUCAACUCAACCCUCUCACGAAAGAAUUCAACAAUCGUAUCAUAGUAAACAAAUCAAUUACACAUGUAAGCUUUGCGAUCAAAAUCAUCCCCUACGGUUUUGUAAUAAGUUUUUGCAAAUGACAACAGAUGAUAGAAUUAAAACCGUCAAAUCCCAUAAUUAUUGCUCGAAUUGCCUUGCAACUUCUCAUGUAGAAAAAGAUUGUAAGAGUACCUACACAUGCAUACAAUGUAAAGAACGUCACCACUCUCUACUUCACCCUUUAUCUGUAAAUCAAUCACACUUUACAAACUAUAGUUCAGAUCUCAAUUCAGCUCAUAGUUCCUCGUUUAUACAGUCCACUCAACCACAAGCUCAAGACUCAUCAUAUUUACAUUCAUAUUAUAGCAGCAACCGAAACCGCGUUAUAUUAGCUACCGCUUUAGUUAUAGUUGAACACCAUGGUAUAUCAUUUACUCUUCGUGCACUUCUUGACCCGGGGUCUGAAGUGACCUUUAUUUCUGAGGAAGCACAAACUCGACUUAAGCUACCUGCCCAGUCUAUCGAAGCUCAUAUUUCUGGCAUAAAUGCUGUUAUUACUGCCAACGCUUCAAAACUUUGUUCUCUUAUUCUUAGAUCUAAUCAAACUCCAGAUUUAACCCUCAGUGUAAACGCCAUUGUCUUAAAACGACUCACGGGAGAUUUGCCAUCUUGUUGUAUAGAACAAUUUGAGAUUUCACAACCCAUUGAUUUUCCUUUAGCAGAUCCUGAUUUCAAAUCAAGCUCAAAGGUUGAUCUAGUACUUGGUGCCGAUAUACACUCCGUUUCAACUGAAUAA